AUGAGUUACCCUGGCUAUCCCCCAGCGGGGGGAUAUCCCCCAGCAGCCCCAGGUAGCAGUCCUUGGGGUGGUGCUGCCUAUCCACCUUCAAAUCCACCUCCAAUUGGUCUAGAAAACGUGGCUGGCUACGCCAAUCAGUUCAAUCCCAACUACAUGGCUGGAAUGGCAUCCAACCUGGCAGGGACCUUUGGAGGGACAAACGUACCACAAGGCGUAUACCCUUCAACACCUGGGGGUUAUCCUCCAGUCCCUCCAGGUGGCUUUGGGCAACCUCCAUCAGGACAACAGCCUUCUUAUGGAGGGUAUCCUCCAGCUGGAUAUCCACCAUCAGGAAUGUCAGCUUACCCAGGAUACCCAGGCGGCCCUGCGUCAGGCCAGCCCACACCACCGCCUGGUCAGCAGCCUAUGACCUAUCCAGGACAACCACCAGCAACUUACCCAGGGCAGCAGCCCGUGCCAAAUUAUCCACCAGGCCCAGCUGUGAAUCCGUCUAUGCCCUCUUACCCAGGAACUACAGGGCCUACAGUCUCUCCUGUAACACAUGGAAACCGAGGCACAAUCACCGAUGCACCAGGAUUCGACCCUCUGAAGGAUGCAGAAGUCUUAAGGAAGGCAAUGAAGGGAUUCGGAACUGAUGAACAGGCGAUUAUCGAUUGUCUUGGAAGUCGUUCAAACAAGCAACGGCAGCAGAUCAUCCUGUCCUUCAAAACAGCUUAUGGAAAGGAUUUGAUCAAGGAUCUCAAGUCUGAGCUAUCAGGUAACUUUGAGAGGACAAUCUUAGCAAUGAUGAAGACACCUGUCAUGUUUGAUGCUUAUGAAAUCAAGGAAGCUAUAAAGGGCGUUGGCACAGAUGAAAACUGUCUCAUUGAAAUCUUAGCUUCUCGCAGUAAUGAGCAUAUUCAGGAACUCAACAGAGUCUAUAAAGCAGAAUUUAAGAAAACUCUGGAGGAAGCAAUAAAAAGUGAUACGUCUGGGCACUUUCAGAGGCUUUUAAUUUCACUUUCUCAGGGAAACAGAGAUGAAAGUACAAAUGUUGACAUGGGUCUUGUCCAAAAAGAUGUGCAGGAGCUAUAUGCAGCUGGAGAGAACCGUCUAGGAACUGAUGAAUCCAAAUUCAAUGCCAUUCUGUGCGCAAGAAGCAGGGCCCACCUCAGAGCAGUCUUCAGCGAGUACCAGAGAAUGUGUAACCGGGACAUUGAAAAAAGCAUUUGUCGUGAAAUGUCUGGAGACCUGGAAAAGGGCAUGCUGGCAGUAGUUAAGUGCCUCAAGAACACACCAGCUUUUUUUGCAGAGCGAUUGCAGAAAGCUAUGAAGGGUGCGGGAACAAAAGACAGAACUCUGAUUCGAAUCAUGGUAUCGCGCAGCGAGGUUGACCUGCUGGACAUACGCGCAGAAUAUAAGCGGAUGUAUGGCAAAUCCCUCUACACAGAUAUCACUGGUGAUACUUCAGGAGACUACCGGAAAAUCCUACUCAAGUUGUGUGGUGGAAAUGACUAAAUGGAGCAUUGAGCUUUUCUUAAA
Messenger RNA from Charadrius vociferus (killdeer), 1521 nucleotides. It is a transcript of the gene ANXA11, whose product is annotated as annexin A11. The transcript is spliced from 14 exons. Gene Ontology annotation, cellular component: cytoplasm. Lineage: Eukaryota; Metazoa; Chordata; Aves; Charadriiformes; Charadriidae. Gene Ontology annotation, biological process: phagocytosis; cytokinetic process. Gene Ontology annotation, molecular function: calcium-dependent phospholipid binding; calcium ion binding. Bases 1 to 1497 code for a protein of 498 amino acids. The record is from RefSeq and is a predicted model, not a curated record.